CGCUUCGAAUCAUUUUGAUCGCGAACUUUUUUCCAACAUGGCGUCUGAUAAUGAUAGUCUCGUGGAAGAAGUAUUUGAAGUGGAAGUUUUGUUAGAUCAAGAUCUCCUUAAUUUGUUGAAAUCGUUCGAUCUGUCUAAUCUGGCCAUUGAUCAAUUCAUCACAAACGGCUACGACGUUGCUUCCUUGAAAAUAAUUGAGCGAGAGGAAAUCGAAGCCCUACUCUCGCAGCCUUUGCUGGCGGAUAGAACGAAAUCCAUUAAUGGACUGAACAAAUGGCGAUUGUCGCAGGGGUUGCAACCGGUAACGCGGCCGCUGAAAGAAAAUAACGCAAGUGAUGUUUCGCCCAAGAACGCGUCUUCAUUAAGGAAUCCCUUGAAUGCUUGUUCGAGAAAUGAAUGGACUUCUGAAAAGUUAAUCUGCCGAUCGAAAAAAGGAAUCGAAAUAUUGGAGAAGUUUAAAACCACCAACAUUCUGUCCAAGAGGGACAGGGUUUUCAUCACACACCUUAUUGUCGACGAAUUUGUUAUUGAAUUCGGCAAACUGACCCGAGAAGAGCUCUCGAGAAGAUCUGCGGAGCUAUCAGUUCUUUUCUCGACAAUUGACCAGCAUAUCUGGUAUCAACCCUCAAUUCACCGUGACGCAAAUGGCAACAAAGUAAAAUUGGGACGUGUUGCGAAAGGAUGUUUAUACGAUCGAAACAACAACUGUCUUACCGGUAAUAACUCGGUGAAAAAGUUCACGAAAACCUCACCGCCGUGCUCCGUUCAUCAGGACAAUUCGUCUGUGCCACUCGGAGAAAGCAUCACUGAAGCAGCAGUUACUGCGUACGAGGAAACAAAGAGGUGGUUCAAACACCAUCACGACGAAUGGGAAGCACUAAAAAAGCGUUGGACGGCAACCAGUGUUAUUCGUUUGUAUGAAAUAGGCAAACAGAAACAGUCGUCGUUUCAGUGCAUUUUGGAAGAGUAUCCGGUGCUCCGAUCAUGUGAUGGUUACCAGCUUGUUAAAAUAGACUUCUGCCAGAAAUAUCCUGCAAAAUCAGAUCUACUAUUUAAUCGUUUCCUGGAUUUCCGCACCCGUGCACAAGUGGUUUUCUGCAGUGAAGCGUCACCGCAGUGCAAACCGCUGUGUGAUUUCCUACAGGAAAAUUUAACUGAUGAUUCACGUGAUUGCAUAACAACGCUGCUUAUCUUCUACAUCUGGCCAAGUACAUUCAUGCGCCUUCCAAACGGAACAAAGUGGAAGCCAUCGCACCGGGAAGUGGCUGAAAGUUCCAUAAUCUUCCUGAAAUCUUUAAUCGACUUUGAGACGGAACUAUCACGGCUCAGCAAUCAGAACAGGAAAAGAGGUUUGCCCGACUAUCCCGUUAUUGUCGUAGUCGGGGAGGGAAUCACGAGUGUCGGCCAAUUCUUCGUAUGUUUCAAAGAUAUCGCGUAUAAAGCUGAGACCUUUUUAAAAGCUGUGGACAUAACCUUUAAGAUCUACACUGCUUAUGGAAUAGCGUUCCCACCAGAGGCAACAGGGCCUUGGCAGUUUAUUGCAAGCUAUUUAUACGACUUUGAAAUACCUGACGACUGCCAUAGAGCCAGGAUCCUCACACUCACAUCAACCCUUCGUAACCAUCUCACUCCAGCGUUGGCUUCAACAUGAUCACAUGUUUCAUUCCCGGCUGCAGCUGGAAGGCAACGUGCCCAGCACUUUACAGCUUGCACCUACGACGACUGCAUGAGCCGAUCGAUGUUUAUACGUGUUCGGAGCAUAACUGUGGAAGAAGAUUCAAUGUGAGAUGUUCUUAUAUUAAUCACAUUAAAAAACAUAUGAGAAAUAACGUUGAGAGUAGAAAGCAUAGAGAACAUAGGAUCACUGUAGGUGAAUUGAAUCCAAUAGAAUUUGAAACAGAUAAUACUAAUGAUAGUAUAAGUACAAUAGAAGUCGUCGAACAAGAAGAGAAAGAUGAUCAAAAUGAACCGAGAGAACUAAUAUCCAUUGAAAAGCUAUCUCAGGAAUUCGGACGUUUGAGUGUAGGAUUCAAUUUGAAAUGGUUAAACAAAAGUUCUGUUACUCGUAAGCUAGUUUUUGAAUUUCAAGAAGAUGUCCGUGACAAUAUUUUAAAGCCAAUUCAGGAUGUCGUAGAAAUAAUGUCUGAGUCGGGGCUCAUUUCGACGUUAGCAAAAAAUGCUUUAUCUUCAAUGUUUUCGAUGUUUUCGAAUGUACAAUCAGAAUAUCAAUUCGUUCGUCAAUUAAAAGCAAUGCAACUGUAUGAAGAUCCCAUUAUCUUUACUAUCAGUAAUGAAUUGAGACCAGGAGUGAUUCACCAUAAACUUGAUA
Armigeres subalbatus is the source of this 2329-nucleotide messenger RNA. RefSeq lists its product as uncharacterized. The coding region runs from base 38 to 1651 and encodes 537 amino acids. The transcript has 6 exons. NCBI's taxonomy places the organism in Eukaryota, Metazoa, Arthropoda, Insecta, Diptera, Culicidae. The record is from RefSeq and is a predicted model, not a curated record.